CACAGAGAAAGAGUGAGAAGAUUUAGAGAGGGAGGGAGGGAGAGAGAGAGAUCUGCGACUGUUCGAUGGCCACGAGCAAGAGCUACUUCGCCAACCGGGCGAGCUACCGCUUCUUCUCCAACGACCCCGCCGCCGCCGCCGCCGCCGCCGCCCCCCACGCCUCCACCGCCUUCGAGCUCGACGAGUCCGACGUCAUCUACGGCUCCCACUCGCCGGAGCUGCGCAGGCCCGUCCGGACCUCGGACUCCUCCUCCUCCUCCUCCUCCUCCUCCAAGAGGUCGUCCGCCGCCGCCUCCAAAAGGGGCUCCGACCCCGGGGACCGGCGGGGCUCGGCGCCGUCGUCGUCGCUGCCGGUCAACAUCCCGGACUGGUCGAAGAUCCUGAGGGGGGAGUACCGGGAGAACCGGCGGCGGGACAGCCUCGGCGACAGCUACUACUCCGACGACGACGAGGACGCGGCGUGCGGGGGCUGGGGAGGGGGAGGCAGGGGGGGCGGCGUUGGGGAGGACGGCGCCGCCCGGGUGCCGCCGCACGAGUUCCUGGCGCGGCAGAUGGCGAGGACGAGGAUCGCGUCGUCGGUGCACGAGGGGAUCGGGAGGACCCUGAAGGGGAGGGAUCUGAGCAGGGUGCGGAACGCCAUCUGGGAGAAGACGGGGUUCGAGGACUGAGGACACGGAGGGCGGGUGGGUGCUGCAAGUUUUCGCUGUUUUCUGAGCAACUGCGGAGGAAUUUAUUACAGAAUAUUCGUUUUAGGUAAAAAUGAAAAGUUCUAAUCA
This is a messenger RNA of Syzygium oleosum, 776 nucleotides long. Its product is annotated as protein S40-4-like. NCBI's taxonomy places the organism in Eukaryota, Viridiplantae, Streptophyta, Magnoliopsida, Myrtales, Myrtaceae. The coding region runs from base 66 to 668 and encodes 200 amino acids. The record is from RefSeq and is a predicted model, not a curated record. The transcript has a single exon.